This is a messenger RNA of Salvelinus fontinalis (brook trout), 5513 nucleotides long. RefSeq names its product zinc finger protein 711-like. Bases 320 to 3772 code for a protein of 1150 amino acids. The transcript has 10 exons. Gene Ontology annotation, biological process: regulation of transcription by RNA polymerase II. Lineage: Eukaryota; Metazoa; Chordata; Actinopteri; Salmoniformes; Salmonidae. Gene Ontology annotation, cellular component: nucleus. The record is from RefSeq and is a predicted model, not a curated record. Gene Ontology annotation, molecular function: metal ion binding; RNA polymerase II cis-regulatory region sequence-specific DNA binding; DNA-binding transcription factor activity, RNA polymerase II-specific.
UAGACAGGGAUCAGCGCUAAACGAGGCCACGCAUUGUCUGGCCCUCCCGCCCUCGGUUGCGAGCGAGCAAGGUGAUUGGCCCAGGCCUCGGAAAGAGUGCCCGGGGAUCCAAAUGUACAGGCCGCAUUUAUCUUAGUGUCGAAAAAUAAACCCAAACAAUAACAGACACAACCGAGAAAGGAGACAUAUCGACGAUCCAUUUGAAGGAGUCCAUAAUAAGGGUGCUCUCUCCCAAUGGAAGGAAGAAACACCAGCAACACACUGUUCUUAUUUUAGAGUGCAUUGGCAUCAAAUGUGAAGCUUUUUUAAGAUCAAAGAGAUGGACCAUGGCGGAGGGAUCCUGGAGCUACACACACAGGAGUUAAAGAUGCCUCACACCAUGAUCAUGCAAGACUUUGUGACAGGAAUGAGGGGUCUGGCCCACAUCGACGGGGAUCACAUUUUGGUGUCUGUGCCUGAUGGCAUGCUCCUGUCUGACGUCAUGACGGACGAAGGCAUCCUGCUGGAGCACGGCCUGGAGGUGCAGGGCCUGGAGACGGAGGUGGAGGUGGAAGGCCUGGAAACGGAAGUUGAAGGCUUUGGAGCGGAGGUGGUGGAGAUAGAGACACAGAUGGUCGAGGGCCUCGAGGCGGAGGUGGUUGAAGGCCUGGAGGUCGAGGGCCUGGAGGCGGAGGUGGAAGUCGAGGGCCUGGAGGCGGAGGUGGAAGUCGAGGGCCUGGAGGCGGAGGUGGAAGUCGAGGGCCUGGAGGCGGAGGUGGAAGUCGAGGGCCUGGAGGCGGAGGUGGAAGUCGAGGGCCUGGAGGCGGAGGUGGAAGUCGAGGGCCUGGAGGCGGAGGUGGAAGUCGAGGGCCUGGAGGCGGAGGUGGAAGUCGAGGGCCUGGAGGCGGAGGUGGAAGUCGAGGGCCUGGAGGCGGAGGUGGAAGUCGAGGGCCUGGAGGCGGAGGUGGAAGUCGAGGGCCUGGAGGCGGAGGUGGAAGUCGAGGGCCUGGAGGCGGAGGUGGAAGUCGAGGGCCUGGAGGCGGAGGUGGAAGUCGAGGGCCUGGAGGCGGAGGUGGAAGUCGAGGGCCUGGAGGCGGAGGUGGAAGUCGAGGGCCUUGAAGCGGAGGUGGAAGUCGAGGGCCUUGAAGCGGAGGUGGAAGUCGAGGGCCUUGAAGCGGAGGUGGAAGUCGAGGGCCUUGAAGCGGAGGUGGAAGUCGAGGGCCUUGAAGCGGGGGUGGAAGUCGAGGGCCUUGAAGCGGGGGUGGAAGUCGAGGGCCUUGAAGCGGGGGUGGAAGUCGAGGGCCUUGAAGCGGGGGUGGAAGUCGAGGGCCUUGAAGCGGGGGUGGAAGUCGAGGGCCUUGAAGCGGGGGUGGAAGUCGAGGGCCUUGAAGCGGGGGUGGAAGUCGAGGGCCUUGAAGCGGGGGUGGAAGUCGAGGGCCUUGAAGCGGGGGUGGAAGUCGAGGGCCUUGAAGCGGGGGUGGAAGUCGAGGGCCUUGAAGCGGGGGUGGAAGUCGAGGGCCUUGAGGAAGAGGUAGAGGUCCUAGAGGAAUAUCUAGAGACUGAGGUGAUUGAAGGCCCUGACAUCGGACACGAACACUUGCUGGGUUCCGAAGUGGCCAUCGAGGAGGCUAUAGACUCUCACCAUCACCAUGUUCUAACCUCAGACCUCAUCCAGGGCUCAGUCCACCAUCACCACCACCACAUGCCAGACCAGCUUUUUGUGGAGCACCAGGAGGAGGAGAACGGGUUGGAGGGUUUGGACCAGGAGGUGUCGGUGGGGGAGGAGGAGACAGUGAUCCAGGCCCACGAGGAGCUGCCGGUGGACGUGGAGGCUGUCUCUCUUCAGACUGAUGAGGACUACCUCAUGAUCUCCUUGGACGACGUUGGUGAGAAGCUGGACAGAGGAGACACUCCUCUAGAGAUCACUACUGAGGUGAUGCAUGGUGAAGAAUCCAACAAGGAGGGGUCCGAGGUCAUCAAGGUCUACAUCUUCAAAGCAGAGGCUGAUGACGAUGUGGAGAUAGGUGGGACCGAGGUGGUGUCUGAGAGUGACUUCCAUAACGGCCACCAUGCUGUGUUGGAGUCUGGGGGAGGAGGCAGACAUGGCCGGGGGGAGUCUGGGGGAGGGGGCAGACAUGGCCGGGGGGAGAGGAUGGUCUACAUGGCUGUGAAGGACCACGCCCAGUCAGAGGAAGAUAUCGAUGUGUCAGACAUGGCAGAGCAGGUGUACAUGGAGGUGAUUGUAGGAGAGGAGGAGACCUCUGCAGUCCAGGAGAACCAGCUAGAUGACUCUCCAAACAGCAAGACGUUAGCCCCUGUCUCCUGGGCUGCUGCCUACGAUAACAACAGUGUGGACACAGUGAAGAAUGGAGGGACCAGGCCAUACCUUCAGAUCAGAGACGGUCAGGGCAUCAACAGAGCCCUCAAACAGAAGAUCAAGAAGAAGAAGAGGAAUGGCGACACACGGCAGUGCCAGACCGCUGUGAUCAUCGGUCCAGAUGGCAUGCCCCUGACCGUCUACCCCUGUCACAUCUGUGGUAAGAAGUUCAGGUCACAAGGCUUCCUCAAGUGUCACAUGAAGAACCAUCCUGACCACCACGUUAAGAAGUACCAGUGUACCGACUGUGACUUCACCACCAACAAGAAGGUCAACUUCCACAACCACCUGGAGUCCCACAAGCUACUGGUCCAUCACAGAGACAGAACCUCUUCCCCAGACUACCCAGAAUACAACAGGACCACCCCAGAGUACCCAGAAUACAACAGGACCACCCCAGAGUACCCAGAAUACAACAGGGCCACCCCAGAGUACCCAGAAUACAACAGGACCACCCCAGAGUACACCGAGUACACCCGGCGUUACCACGAAGACAGCCAGCUAGGGUCUAACAAGCUGAUCCUGAGGGACAAGGAGUCCAAACUGCACCACUGUAAGUACUGUGACUAUGAGACUGCAGAGCAGGGGCUCCUUAACCGCCACCUAUUGGCCGUUCACAGUAGGAACUUCGCCCACGUGUGCGUGGAGUGCGCUAAAGGCUUCCGUCACCCGUCAGAGCUCAAGAAGCACAUGCGGACCCACACGGGCGAGAAGCCGUACUGCUGCCCGCACUGUGACUUUCGCUGUGCAGACCAGUCCAACCUAAAGACUCACAUCAAGAGCAAACACGGUGCCGACCUGCCUUUUAAGUGUGGCCACUGCCCCCAGGCCUACGCAGACGAGGGGGAGCUGCAGCGCCACACAGAGAUGGUGCAGGGACACAAGACCCACCAGUGUCCCCACUGUGAACACAAGAGCACCAACUCCUCUGAUCUAAAACGACACAUUAUAUCUGUUCACACCAAAGACUUCCCUCACCAGUGUGACGUGUGUGAAAAGGGCUUCCACCGGCCCUCUGAGCUGAAGAAACACUCCGAGACGCACAAGGGCAACAAGGUGCACCAGUGCAGACACUGUAACUUCACGACCUCUGACCCUUUCACCCUCAGCAGACACAUCCUGUCCGUUCACACCAAGGACCUCCCCUUUAAGUGUAAACGCUGCCGGCGAGGGUUCCGCCAGUCCGCGGAGCUGAAGAAACACAUGAAGACCCACAGCGGGAGGAAAGUGUACCAGUGUCAGUACUGCGAGUACAACAGCCCGGACGCUUCAGGAUUCAAACGCCACGUGAUCUCGAUCCACACCAAGGAAUACCCCCACUGCUGUGACUACUGUUGUAAAGGCUUCAGAAGGCCCUCGGAGAAGAGCCAGCACAUAGCCAGACAUCACAAAGAUAUGCUGAUGGAACGUUGUUAAUACAAUGUUGACACAACGUUACCCGGACAGACAGACUGACACACUCACUCCUUAGUCUAUGUAGACCUUUUUCACACCACGAAGGGGGAACACAUUUAGGCAGUUGAUAAGGAUGGAAUGGUACAUUUAGACUGCUAGCGAUGAUAACAUUCUGACUGCUUCUCUUUUUCUACUGGUUGUAUAGAGUAGGAAUAGGUCUCACCAGACCCCCCCAUUCCCUCUCCCCCAGGUGUAAUCAAACUAAGCAUGUGGUGGAAGUUGGUGAAGUUUAAAACCAGUGUAUAUGUUGUCAGUGGGGCUCCUGUCAAUCUUUCUGUAUUUAUUUAUCUGCAGAGAGGAUUCACCAUAUGAUGACAUUUUAUUUUCAGGGUCUCAUAUGUCUGUGUAUACCUGUUGAAUUUCUGGGAGAAAGAAAUGGACAGAAGGACGGCGUCCUCUAAUAUAGGAUGUGGUUAUGUGAGAUCGUCAUUCAGGCCUGUUCUUCUCUAUCUCACCAGACUGUAUCUGGAUCAAACUAGUGGAUCAAACUAGUGCAUCAAACUAGUGCAUACUGGAGAGCUGCAAGGCUCUGCUACCGACUAGUAUCUUCAAACCUGGGUUCAAAUCAUUUUAGAACUAUUUCUUAUACCUUUAGCAUUUCCUUUAUCCUGCCUAGAGUGGACUUUUGCGAAUGAGUUGGUUCCGUUGUGCCAGGCAAGCCCAGCGACGGUAUGUAUUUGAAAUGAUUACAAAUAGUUUUUGAACCCAGGUCUAAGUAUCCUCCCAAUAACCUGGUUUAUACCCUAAUACCAUUUGUUUUAAAGGCAAUCUCAAUCACAAUCAUGUCAUUAUGAGCCUGUGGGCCCUGUUUGGGUGGUCCACCUGUGAGGUCAGAGUGGAACAAUGUUUACACAAGCACCUUAACCUACGAGCUACGAAACCAACUCAUUUUUUAAAAACAAAAUAGAACUUUGUUUUGUUUCUUAACAGUGCCAAUUUAUUAUUAAUUAAACUUGUUUAAUGUUUUGGUGUUUGGUGGACAGAUGGUUCUGUUCUGUAUGUUUGGUAAAAACUUUGGCAGUUGUCACCACCGUUUUUUGACCUUGUGAAUGCCACUGUAAGUUGUGUAUAUGAUGUGUAUGUGUCUUCACAUAGAACACAGACGUGGUCACACACAAGCCAACCAUCCGAUGGUCAUGUCUUAUGUUCUGUUUCUCCUCAUGCACUGAGCUCUGCUAAAACAGACAUCUGAAAAGUAAAGUGAUUUUAAGUCUCAAACAUAUGCCGUGUAAAGAGAUUGUGUGUUUGAGUCAGUAGAAAGCACUUUAACUAUUGUUUUGUUCAUUUGACAUGUACGGUGUAUAAUAUAUAUUCCCUGAAUGAGACAAUAUGAGUGUUGGAAAAGGGUUGUGGGUAUUUCAGGGCCUGGAGUGGGACGGUAGCGGCCAGUAUUCAUCUAAAUGUAUUAUCAAUAGAAAGCUGUCUAAUGAACUCUUCUGUUUUGAUAUCUGAUAGGUAAUUGGUUGGUCUUUCUGUUGAGAUUUCUGCUCACUGGUGUCCAGCAACCCCACAGUCACUUAAGUACAAUGGUGGAGAGAUUGUCGUUGGAGUAUAAAAGUGUGCACAUAGUAGGCUGGCCAUGAAAUGAAUUGUGUAAAAAAAAAAAAAAUGUAUGCAUUUUCUAGAUUUUUUUUUGUUAAAUUUGUCUGAUUGUUCAGAAACUACUGGUGAGGAGCAACCAAAAUAAACAAUUAUCUUUUUA